This is a messenger RNA of Pangasianodon hypophthalmus (striped catfish), 10012 nucleotides long. RefSeq names its product kinesin family member 26Bb (gene kif26bb). The record is from RefSeq and is a predicted model, not a curated record. Gene Ontology annotation, molecular function: ATP binding; microtubule motor activity; microtubule binding. Bases 461 to 5911 code for a protein of 1816 amino acids. Lineage: Eukaryota; Metazoa; Chordata; Actinopteri; Siluriformes; Pangasiidae. The transcript is spliced from 15 exons. Gene Ontology annotation, biological process: microtubule-based movement.
AGCAUCUCACCAUGCGGUAACCAAAACAGGUCCCGAGCUUCAGGUCUCCUGACAAUAACUGGGUGGCACCCUUCUUCUGCUCGGACUUGGAAAAGACAAUGAAGGCGGAAAAACAGCGCUUCUUUUUCUUCUUCUUCUUCUUCUUUUUUUUUUUGUCUGGUUUUGUUUUUAUUCCCAGCUAAGCAGGCUAGUCCAGGGAAAUUUAUUAGGCCUAUCAGUUUAACAAUUAGCCUGACACAGUUAAACUGAGUUAAGAGAUAAGGCGCGUCUCCGGGAGAUCAGGUGAGAGCCUGAUGAGUGGAUGGAGCGCGUGAAUCACGGCACCGAGCGCAGAACUCUUUACACACUGUUUCCGUGUUGAUGCGCGUGCGGCGGCGCCCACAACCUUCUUUCACCACUCGAGUUUAACGGGAGAACCUACAGGUUACAGACUUACUUUCCAACCGCGUCUUUGUAUGCAAUGGGGUCUUCGGAAAUAGCUCGGAAACAAAGAUAUCUCGCGCAGAUGACCAGCAGUAAGUCGCUGUCUCAGGCUCAGUGCAGCGCUGCGUGUGUCCCGCGCGCCGAGCGCCUCUCUCCAGAAGGCGCAGGAGCUUCAGGAGCUUCAGGAGCUUCGGGAGACUCAAAAUUCUUCACAGCCAAAGGCGAGAGACCGGCAACCCCAGACGCGGCACGGUUGUGUGAAGAAUGCGUCGCUCGUGUGCUUGUUUUCAAGGAACAAGCUCUGCGAGUGUUAAAGGAUGGUCACUUUUCCCCCAGCGAUCCAAAACUCUCCAUCCUUCUCUAUGAGAGCUUGCGAGUGCCUGUUUGGAUUGGCCUUGCUGGUUGCUGUGACGUCUGCUUCACUCACCUGAGCCAGCUCAAGCGGGAGGCCAUCCACAUGCUCCUAAACCAAAACCGGACCAUCUGGCCCAGUACUCCCCCUGCCAGCGUCUCACCCGGCUACGAUGCCUUGGGUUCUCACACUCUGCCUAGAGCCAUCAGCUCUCGUUCUCCAAGCCCAAAUAAACGCCAGAAGUUCAGCAACCCAAGGACAGAAAGCUGGGUCAGAGAACACUCACGCUUUGAGACCCUGUGGUGUGCAAAUAAUGAAAUGGCACCUUUUGCUGACAUGGUUUCUCAGGAUGGUAUGAAAAAGAAAAAAGAUGAUGAUUCCACAGUUCUCUGCCGCUUCAGAGGUCCUCUGACAUUCAACACUUCCAAAGUUGCUGCAAUGCUACCUGCUGGACCCUCUGCAGCUUUCUCUUUCAUCGUCAGGGCUGUCCAGAAGUUGCACUUGACCUCAAGAAGGAGGAAGCAGUGCUCUGAAAAUGACUGCUAUCCCACAAACUUCUGUGGUCUUCUCCAGAAGGACCCGCCUCCUGCACCUUUAAACCUUUUACAGACUCACAGCAAGAGCAGAGACUUACCAGAGACGGCAAAGGUCAGAGUUAUGCUGAGACUCAACCCGAUUCAGACGGCAGACACGUCUCAGUCCCAUGCCCUUAAAGUGGACCUACAUAAGAAACAGGUCACAGUACUGGAGCCUGCCAUACAAAACACGCAGAGAUCAGCAGCAGGCACCAGUUUCACUCCAAAGACCUUCACAUUUGAUGCUACUUUUGGCCCUGAGUCAUCCCAGGCUAAGGUCUGUGAGAGGAGUUUGUGUGAGGUUCUCCAGUCUGUUGUUGCUGGAGCAGAUGGCUGCAUCCUAAGCUUCGGACAAACCAAAGUGGGAACAUCUUACACAAUGAUCGGGCGUGAUGAUGGCACACCAAACCUAGGGAUCAUCCCUUGUGCCAUUUCUUGGCUUUUCAAGCUCAUUAACAAGAAGAAGGACAAGACAUGGGCAAACAUCUCGGUAUCUGUGUCAGCUGUGGAGGUGUGCGGGGAGACUGAGGUCAUCAGGGAUUUACUGUCUGGUUUUGAGGCUGGUGAUCACACCCAUAAGCCAAAUGUUUACCUCCAGGAAGACCCUGUCUGUGGAAUACAGCUUUACAACAACAGGGUAUUAAGUGCUCCUACAGCAGAAAGAGCAGCCUGCCUAUUGGAUGCAGCCCUAGCAUCUCGAAACACAGGCAUGGGAGGGUGCAGAGGGACGUUUCAUCAUCACUGCCAUAUGUUCUACACUCUUCAUGUCUGCCAAAAACACAUAAAGAGCAGUCCCACAUCUGGGAUGUAUGUGGAACAAAGCAAGCUGAGCCUAAUUGACUUAGGAAGCUGUACCAGGGAGAGAACUAAGAACAACACGGAGGUCUGUCUUCUUGACCUGGGCAAUGUUAUUAUGGCCAAGCUGAAUGGGCACAAACAUGUACCUAAAAAGGGAAGUAAACUGGCAAUGCUCAUGCAAGAGUCUCUUGGAAAUGUCAACUGCCACACGACAAUUGUAGCCCAUGUCUCCACGUCUCAUGAUGACCUGUCUGAAACUCUGUGCACCAUCCAGAUUGUCUCUCGCAUUCGAAGAUUACAAAGGAUCAGAAAACAAGCCUGCAACUCACCUGGAGCAAGAAGCUUGGGCAAAGAAAAAAAAGGGAAUGACUCCUCUAAGCUAAGAGCAUUUCGCUAUGCAGGUUCACUGGAUCAUAAUUUUUCUUUGCCUCACCUCUUUGAUGAUGUAGAGGACUAUUCUGGGAGUGAAAAGUCAUGCGACACGGUGUUCUGUGUGGAUCCAAAAGGUGUCCUCCAUGAUAAAGAGGUCAGAGGGAAUCAAGAGUUUGUACCGAUAAUUCCAUCUUUGCAAAGGAACAAGGCAGACUUAAAAAGCUCCUUCUCUAUAAAGCACUGUGAUAUCUUACAUUUAACUCAAAAUUCAAAAGAGAUGAAAAAACUUCCUACUCCACAGAAUUCUAGUGCUCCUGAUUUGGAGUGUUUCAAGUGCAACACCUUUGCUGAACUACAGAAUCGACUGGGAUGUAUUAAUGAAAGUGAAAUGGCUGGCUCGCAUUCUUGCAAGAUACAGCCUGCAAAUGCUGUCUUUAAAUCUGAACCUCUCUCAAGCAAAGUUGUGAAGAUACCAGCUGAAAAGCCAGAGAUUCAACAAUUUCCAUGUAUAAAACAGGCUAAUAACCACGAACAAGGACAACCUACUCAGAGAGAUGCCUUUAUUAAGGACAUUAAGGAAACACCUUGUGAGUAUACUGGUCAAGAAAAAAUCACUAAAAAAAUUCUUCCAUCCUCACCAAGAUUUCACAUGGCUAGUAGCUCCAUGCAGUGUGAACGAGACACUGAAUCCCAAAACCUUACUAAAACAACGACUCCUUCCGUACCUUUUCCAGUGGAAGGGCUGUCAUCAGAUAAGUCCACAUUGCCCCCCAAGAUUCGGAUACCUCCUGUGGGUAAAAGCUCAUCCUCCCUGGCUACUGCCCUAGCGUCCCCAGUUCCUUUCCCUAUCACCCGAUGUGAAGUUAUUCCACAGUUUCCCACAGAGAACCAAGGAGAGAAAACGACCAUCACUGUAACAGUUCAGCAGCCACUGGAUUUGAAUGGACAUGAUGAACUUAUAUAUUCUGUGGUUAAGGAAGUAGAGGUCAGUGGCCCAAUUAUUAAAGGCAAGGCUGCAAAAAUAGCAAAUAUCGAUGAGCUUGAUUCUCUUAAGAACUUGCCACUAGGGUCUCAGCCUGUGAAGAUCAUUGGCAAUGUUGGAAAGGAACAAACUGCUGCUGAUUCUGUAUCUGAAGUUCAGGCUUUAGGUACAACUGGUAAGACAUCAUCAGAUUUAGCUGUAGGCAAGACCAUUUCUAUGGGUCAAAACCAUGUUGUCAACUCAAAGACUGAAAAUAACCCCUCACAACUCGAUGUUAGGUCAAAAGAAUCCCAGUCUAAGACAGACAUAGAGGUGGCCAAAACUGAUUUUGGCUCCACUUUCCAAUAUGAGACCUCAAGGUUCAGGGAGAAUGCAUUUGAGGUGGCAGCAGAGCAAGAAGAUGCUAAGAGAAAGUGUAACCAAAGUAGUGGGCAGCUUUGUAGAGAGUUCAAAGACAAGGUUUCUCCAACAAAUCAGAGGAUAUUAGAAGAUUUUCAAAUGAAAUCAGCAGAAAAUAUAGUCAGCAGUUACUCAACUUAUGACACGAGCAGUCUUACAAGAGCUUGGCUUGAUGCUGACAAACAGCAUACCUGUAAGGACUCCCUUUAUCCCUGUACAAGCUGGGAAAAUGAGACUUCAUAUAGUCCAAAAACAACACUUGAAAAAAAUUAUGUUGCCAUACCAAGUCUUGUGGAAUGGGCAGAAUAUAGUAAAUCAAUGCCUUCAGUGCCAAGAUCAGAUAACAACAGUCCCAGUAAGAAAAAUAGAAAACAAGUUCAACCUACUCUGACCCAGACAACCUCAGAGAAUCAGCUCAAAUCUACAAACCCCAAAUCCCCUAUUGAUGAGAGCACUAAGCUAUUUAGUGCAAAAUUGGAGCAGCUAACAAACAGAAGCCGAUCCCUAAGUAGAUCACAUGUAGAGUGUGCUGCUGUGCAGCCUUUUGAGCAAAGCAAUACUGUGUUCACUCAGGGUUCUUCGAGGAAUAUGGAGGGCAACUGUACCCCACCAAAGGUCAACAGACAUCUUGAGAAGGAAAAUUGCCAGAAUUUGGGUUCUAAAGGAAAUUUGGAAGCACAAUAUGCAUCAGCUCAUGCCAAAAGCAUUGCCUGUCCUGGUUUGCUGACAGUUUUUGAAGCAGACCUCCUCACUUUGUCUCAGGCUAACCAUAGCCUUAGGAGAGUUCCAAGGUUUUUCCCACUUUAUGAUGUUGAUGAAAGUGACACUACUCAGCCUUGCAAGCAUAGUCAGUCCAAUAUGUCAAGUGUAAACAAGGUUUUGUCUAGCCCAGUGGUUCACAAGUUGUCUGGAACUGCCCCCAAUUUAUGUGUAUCACCAAAAUCUAACAGACGCUCAAUAAAUAGGAGCUCAAGUCUGUCUCCUGAUGGAUUUUCCAGAAAACAAAUCUCAUGGUCAUCCCAGUCUUUAUCCCGAAAGCAGGCGAAAGCUUCUAUCUCCUCCAAAUAUCCAAGCAAAAUACUGAAUGGACGGGUUGAGGUUCUUAGAGCAAGUGAGGACUCUCUCUCUAGCUCCAGCCCAGGUAGCUCAGAUAUCGAUGAUCUUGAGGAGUCAAAACGAAAGAUUAAACUGUUGAGCCACACCUUACCUUCCCCAUACAGUAGGAUUACAGCACCACGUAAACCAAACCACUGCAGCGGGCAUGCCAGUGAUAACACAAGCGUACUGAGUGGGGAGCUUCCUCCUGCCAUGUGUAAGACUGCGUUGCUGUACGAUCGCAACAGUAUGGUCAGCAGUGGUUAUGAAAGCCUGAAGAGGGACAGUGAAACCACAUAUAGUAGUACUUCAAUACAUGACUCAAUCAGUGAUCAGAGCUGCUUCUACAGUACUCUAAAGGGUGCCAGAAGUUCCAAGAAAAGAAACAACACAGGAUCCCAUCAAAGACAUCCAUCCCAGGACACCCUCUCAUCUUUAAGGAGGUCUGGAAGUGGGUCCAAAAUACGCUGGGUUGAUCAUGGUACCACAGAUGCAUAUGAAAUUAAAGUUUAUGAGAUCGACAAUGUGGAUAGUUUGCAGAGGAGAGGAAAGGCAGGGAACAAGAGUGUUGUCUGCUUCAGUGCCAAGCUGAAAUUCCUGGAGCAUCGACAACAAAGGAUUGCAGAGAUGAGGGCCAAGUACAACACCCUAAAGAGAGAGCUGGAGCUAGCCAAACAGCAUCUGAUGGUGGAUCCAGAGAAAUGGAUGCAUGAAUUUGACCUCUGGCAGACAUUUGAAGUAGAUUCUCUGGAGCACUUAGAGGCCCUUGAGCUGGUGACACAGCGUCUGGAGUGCCAAGUCUUCCGCUGCAAGGCACAUGUCAUGAUGGUAACGAGUUUUGAUGCUUCACCAAAGCGAAGACAGAAGAAGAAGUACCGGCCACCUGUUGAUUAUAAGGGGUUCAUAGGAAUAUAGCCCAUAAACCCAUAGUCUAAUUGAUUUUACCUUUUACUUUUAAUGAUGUACAAAAUGCUAGUUACAUACAGUAUGCACUGUAACAACUCUGCAUUGAAACCACCAGGUGAGAAAAACCCCACCUUCUAUGCAUGUGCAUGCACUCAAGGACCUUCCUGUAAUGAUGUAUGAUGUUGUAUUUGCAAUAAAUACCUGUACCUGUGCCAUACAGCCAUCUUUCCCUGGAACCUUCUCUUCAAGCCAAUAACUGUUACUGGCAUUCAUAGAACCAUAUUUAUAUACUUUAUGUAACUAGCAUGCUAUUUCACCCCUGCUAACUACCAGCAACAAUGUCAUGAGGAACUGGAUUCACCUUAGGUCUGCCCAGAAAGGUGCGCAGAGUUGGCCAUCACACACACUACUGGAAGGGGCAAAGAUAUCCUUGUAGAACCUGGUGAAGGUAUAUGGUAAUAUCGAGGUAGCAGCAACACAGACUUCCUGGAGUGGUCCACCUAUAAUUAAUGCCCAUUAGAAGGGACUGCUCCUUGUAGAGGUGUAUAUCACAGGGUGUCCAGCCCAUCUAUAGGCCAUUGUGAUGACGUCCAUCACAAAUCAUUGAGCCACCAGUGCAUGCAAGGUGUACGUAUCACCAGAACAUGUAACUCACCAAGUCUUUUAGUGAACGUGAUACCAAGCAAAAUAGAGAGAGGGCCAUUUCAAGUCAUCAAGCCAUUAUUAAGGAUGGAGGCCUCUCACUCUUUUCAGAGACCCCACAGAGAUGUUAUCCAUGGUGCUAUGGUGCCACGUACAGCUUUAUCAUAGAUGGGACUUGCUGCUGUCUUGCACUCUCUGAAGAAAAGCCAGGUUCUUGUCAGGUGGGCUGGGACCAGACAAUGAGGUAAACAUCAUUUGCACAACAGCUGCAACCUAAUGGCAUAAAAAAACCUGUGUGCUAGGGGCUCUUCUGUUCAGGAGUGUUUCCUGGACUGCUUGGUCACAGUCUUCGGUCAGUGAUUCAAUACAAGGGCUAGACCCCCUCACACACAAAUGCCAAAUUCUCCUAUCCAUUAGGGACAGCAGACCUCUGGGAGGAAGAUACCAGGAUGUUCUGACCACUAGCGAGAGGUAGUAGUAGAAACCAAGGUCUUCUUCAGGCAAUUUCAGGGACACAAAAAGGACUCUGUGGCCUAGUUGCUGAGUUCUGUACAGAGAGGACAAAUGACAUAUAAGUAGGUUGUGAGGCCAGUCAUUGGCCAAAGCAUCCCAUCCCAGGAGGCUGUUCAGUUUUUCUAUGGAAAACCACAAUCUGCAAUGGUUACCUUGGUGAAGAAGUCCACCUAUACCUUGCUCUCAAUGAGGUUAGUAGUGGAUGGACCCACCUGAGGAGAUUAUUUCCAAGGAAUAGAGACAUUUGACCUUGUGUCAUACUGAUGGUUGAUAUAGCUGACAUUGUCUGAGCUGACCAACAUGUGGCAACAUCUCAGAAGCAAUAAGAACUUGAAGACGAUGUGGACCUUCCUCAAUUCCAGCUUGGUAAUAUGUUUUGACCUUAAAUCAGGGGGCCACAUAUCUGCCCUUUCUCUGUGACACCACAUCACUUCCCAGCCUGUAACAAAGGCAUCUGUAGCAAUUAUCUCUCACCAGUGGGAAGAAACUGCAUCCUUGAGAGCAUACUGUAUACCAAGGUAACUUGCAUAUAGCUGGUGCCCAGCUUCCAGAGAGAAAAAAAACUUGGAAGACACCUGUAGUUCAGACUGUAGUCAUAAGCUGUUAAGCAGAUAGCUACAUAUUGUGUAAAUGUAGUCCAACAUGUGUACAGGGUAAGAAGAAGAAGGAAAAGGGAAAGAUGGCUGUAUAGAGGCUGUAUUAAUUGUAAAUGCUGCACCAUAAGUAUGUGACUUUAUGGAACGUCUAAGCAUAUGUGCACAUGCACAAGGAGGUACCCAGGUGUUUCUUACCACACCUUGAGGUUGGGUGGGGUAAAAUAGAGCUGAAAAGAAUAUUACAAAACCAUCAUACAUGCCUCUAAGGCAGGGUUUCCCAGACUACUGAUUUACAAACGGGGUUGCGAGAGAAACUCACAAUCUCCUCUUUUGUUUCAUUCAGUUAUUUUCCAAAUUAAUACAAAUACCAAUGACAGAUGUGUGCUAAUAUUUUGAAAUGUUACUGAGAGUCACAUUCAAACAAGCCACAUUUAAAUUAAUAGGGUACAAGUAAUUUUAGUCUUAGUCUUAGUCUUUUAGUCUUCACUAUCCUGACAUGCAGCACUGAUGUAGUUCAGCAAUAAAAAUGGACAAAUUUCCCUGUCCAUCUACCUCCGCGAAACAAACUAGCAUUGUGUCUCAAAUGGCAUACUUAUGUACUAUUUUUGAUUUAGCAUUUUUGAGUAGCAACACUGACCGGGUUUCCUAUUACAGUUAGUUUUUGAAGUUUGAAUUUCUUAUGUAGCCUUUGAACCUACCAAAAGGUCUGUUUUGCAUACCCCUCUUCUGGAUUUUCUAGAUUAUUAAAUACCUUUGAAUGUAAGGUCAGAGUUUUCGAUUUGAGACACAGAUCAUGACAACAGUCACGACAACAGCGGAAAAUUUUAAGAGACACAGAGCUUGUCAGUGUGUUUAACAUCGCUGUGCAUGAAAACGCUAAACAUUUUACAGUUCUGCUUCUGCACGUGCAUGCAAAGACAUGUGCCAAGUAUAAACCAGAGUUCUCUGCUUCUCAUUGGGCCAUAUCACCUCACCCAGGCAUGGAUUAUUUUCCUAUAACAACAAUUCUUUGAACUAGAAUGGUAAGUCAGUGCAAGGAAUAUUCCUUUGGUUUUUAGUCACUUACGUAUAUUUACCAUACACAUACGUAUGUUACGAACAUAAUGAAAUGUUCAAAUGUUACUCUAGUCCUAAAUUCUCAAUCAAAGAUUAAAAAAAGUAGAGUGGUCAAAGCUUGGGGUCACAAAAAAUUCAUAAUGUCCAUUGGGGGUUGUUUGCCCACCCCCAAAAAUGUUUGGGAACUGCUGCUUUAAAGUACCACUAGUGUAUGUAGCUAACACACACUGCUGCUGGUCGUGUCAGACUUGAAAACAAAUGGCCGCUUUGGCAACAGCUAAUGCUUGGAUACAGGUCAAGGCAACAUAUUGGACAGCAGAGAUACAAAUGACCUUGGCAGAUGGAGGACCUAAAUCAAGCUGGCCAAUAAAACCAGUUUACAAAUGCCUUUGCUCCUAAUUUGCUUCCCCAACCAAGCAAACAACAUUCCAAAUGCAUUACUUUGACAAUUUAUCUUCAUAUAUCGCUGGUUUUUAAAAAUAAAUAUACUUUGUAGUAAGGUUGUUGUAUGGCAAUACAAAUGUUGUCCAACUUGUCAUACCAGUUUGUACAUAUUUAUUUGCACUGAUCUUAUUUAUGUAUAUACAUUUUCUUCAGUAUAUAAUAUGGGAACUGUACUGGUCCGAAGUUCUCACUAAUAUACACUAACAAAUAACCUUAUACUGUAUGUAGGAUGCUUCUUAGUUUAAUUAAACAAACCCAUUUUGCUUACUACAUACAGUAUUCACCAUUAGUUUUAAUGCUUUUCAUAAAAUUUCUUCAUUUCAUUCAUUUCUUUAGCACUUUAUAACAAAUUUGUGUAGUGUUUAAUUCAUUUUUAUUAAGAAAUUUGCUGUGAAAAUGUUUUUUUUAAAUAAUAAACUGAAAUGUCGUCACAUACUGUGAAAAAUAUAUUACAAGGCCACUAUAAACUGUAAUGCACAAAGUGACUCACCUAACCAGCCUGUUGUCCUGUCAGAAAGAAUAUGUCUCAUCUAAGAUAAAAUAGGAAAGCAGCUCUAUGUAGUCAUAAACUCAGUAAGACCUCAGAAUUCCUUUUUCCAGGGCAGUGUUUUGUCUCUUUCUGCUCCAGUUCCUACAUUUGAGCUGAUUUAACAGAUUUAUCUCCACUCUAAGAUAUGAAUGCACAGUAGAUAGGGACAUACUAUCUACAUAUACUAUCUAUUAUACUAUCUAUUAUCAUACUAGUUUCCUUUAUUUUCUUCCUUUUUUUUUUUCUUUUGCCUUUUUUUUUUGUAAGUGCAUAAAGCAUCAUUUUUGUAAUUAUUAUAAAACAAUUUAUUAUUCUUGAUUUUAUAUAUAU